Molecule: messenger RNA, 1460 nt
Organism: Paramecium sonneborni
Lineage: Eukaryota; Ciliophora; Oligohymenophorea; Peniculida; Parameciidae
Source: the annotation of a GenBank genome assembly
CAUAUUGUAAUUCAUAAAUGAAUACUAAUCAUUCCUUAAAAAUGCCCCAAGAUUAAUUAUUAGGAAAAGUUGUUUGUAAAAAUUACUUAAUAGUUUCUAAAAUUAAUGAAGGCUCUUUUGGUAAAGUUUAUAAGGCUAUCCAUCAAAUUAAAUAAGAUUAUUAUGCUGUUAAAGUUGAAGCUUAAGAACAUAGAUUAAAAAAGGGAGAGACCUUAAGAUUAGAAGCUGAAAUACUUAAAAAAUUGAAUGGAGAAAAAGGAAUUCCUAGAUUAUAUUAUUACAUAGAAGAUUAAACUUAAAGAGUACUUGUGGAAACCUUAUUAGGUAUUGUAUUCUUGAUCAAUAAUUUAAGGAAAGAACCUUGAUGAGUUAUAUAGUUUAUGUAACCAUAAAUUUAGUUUAAAAACUGUGCUUCUCUUUAUGGAAUAAGCAAUUAGUCGAUUAGAAUAUCUCCAUUCUUAAGGGGUAAAUAAUUAAGUGAGAUAAAGUAUUCUAGUAUAUUCACAGAGACAUUAAGCCAGAGAAUUUCAUGAUAGGAAUUCCACCAAAUGAAAAUCUAAUUUAUUUAAUUGAUUUCGGACUCAACGCUCCUAUUUAUGAUUCUCAAAAAAGACUAUUACCAAAAUUAAAAGGAUAGCCAUUAGUAGGAACUGCUCGUUUUACACCAAUUUGUUCUCAUUAAGGAUAUAGCUAAAGCAGAGCAAGUGAUUUGGAAUCUUUAGGUUAUUUAGCAAUAUUCUUUCUUAAAGGUUCCUUACCUUGGAUGAAGGUUGAAGCAUAAACUAAAGAAGAACGUUUCUAUUUAAUUGGAUAAAAGAAAAUGAGAGAAACACCUAUGUCUUUGUGGUAAUAUUAAUCUAAAUAGUUUUAGUUAUGGAUUACCUCGUGAAUUUGAAGCAUAUUUUAAUUAUAUAUUUAAUGUCUCUUAUGACACAGAACCAUCCUAUAAUUAUUUAAGAAAAUUACUCAAAGGAUUAAUGCAUAAAAUGUAAUAUAAUGAUACUGUUUUUGAUUGGUAGGAAAUUAUUAAAAAAGAAGAAGAAAGCAAAAAGAAUUCAAAUAAAAAAAUGAAAUUAAAUGCUUAAACUUAAUAAUUCAAACCUAUUGAAUCUGAAGAUGAUGAAUAAGAUAGUCCAAAAGUUGCUAUGAUGUAAUCUAAAGAUUCUAAAAAAAGUUCUUCUAAUUUUCUUAAAAGAAGUAUUACUGAUCAAUUGAAUUUCUCAAAAUAAUAAAGUAUUAAUCAACGUAAUAAUAUUGAACUUUUGAUCUCAUAAAAUGAAUUACUUAAUCUUAGAUUAAAAUAAAAAUUAUUAUCAAACAAUAUUCAAAAUAAUAAUAUUCAAGAAGAACCUGAAAAUUAUGGUUUUGGUGUUAUGAAUGAAUAUUAUCCAUAUCCUACCAUGUAACAAUAAAUGGAUUAGUUGAUGACUAUUAUUACUAAAUUUAUAAUUAAUUAAUGA